CGUAGCGACAGAACUACACGGGCCGCACCUGCCGGAACUUUUCUCCCUCCUUCGCCAUCUCGGUUCUUUAUCCAGCAGGCGGCGGCCGCACCUCCUCCUCCUCCUCCUCCUCCUCCUCUCCACUCCGCCGUCCUUUUCUCUCCCCGUUUCCUUGCUCUCGCAGCCGCUCUUCAAUCCCUCUCCUCUCUUCUGCCCUCGCGGAUCCGGAUCUUAGCCCCCUCUUCCUCUCUCCGCACAGCGCGGUGCGGCGGCGGUUGUUGGAUGAACACCCCUGAUAUUACAAGGCGCCUAAAUCAGAAACAGGUAGCUGUUGGUGCACAGAUGCAGGCAGCAGAUAAUCUCGGGGAACAAGUGCUGGGGCCUGUUCUUGUUGCAAGCAAUACUUGUCAAGGUGCCGUGGCUGAUCUAGGUCGGGUCGCCGAAGUGAACCAGUCAGGGGCAGAGCUGCACGUAGAAAAGGAACCUGUUGGCAAACAAGCAAUAGCAGAAGGAGGUCCGCAGCAGACUGGUGAAAAUGAUCAGGAACAAGCAUCAAAUGGCAUUGACACAGCUGCAGAAGGACUUUUGGAAGAUAUUAUAUUGGAUGAACAAUCCAACUUUGGGGAACCUACAAUGCAGCACGCUGAAGCACAAGAUCAGUUACAUGAUGUUACAGAAGUGCAUGAAAUGCCUAGCAACGAUACAAGCAGUGGAAGCGAUUCAGGCAGCAGUUCAGGGAGCGAGUUAGAUACUGAACUGGGGAAAUGCUUUACCCUAGUUUUGAGUAAGGAGGGGAUCAAACUACAGGAGAAAGAAGUUUCAUCUACAAUGCAACCGAAGUGGCAAACUAAAGCCAACCCAGGACUUGCAGAGGAAGAGGAAGCUUAA
Molecule: messenger RNA, 867 nt
Organism: Lolium rigidum
Lineage: Eukaryota; Viridiplantae; Streptophyta; Magnoliopsida; Poales; Poaceae
Exons: 6
Coding region: 262-867 (201 amino acids)
Source: RefSeq, a predicted model, not a curated record